AUGUCCUUCCUCUCCGGCCCCCCCUGGCCGCAGCAGCCGGCCGGUAUCGGUGGAGGCGGUGGCUUUGGAGAAGCUUCCAGUGGGCUCCAGCAAAAGCCCCCCAGCUCUCUCUCCCCUUCUCUGCCCCCCCCCGGUCCGGCCUCCAACCGACACACUGACCCCCACCGCCAGGGCCCGCUGGGCUCCGGGGGGGCCACGAACCAGGACGGGUCCAGGAAGACUCUGAUGGAGGAUGGGGGGAGAUCAGGGCGAGGCCGGGCCGAGGGGACGUGCUCUGGUCCAGAGGCUGGAGAUCCGGGAACGCCAGGAACGCCGGGCUUCAGGAUGCCAGAGCUGCAGGAGGGGGCCGGAGGGGGGGGGCCAGAGCAGGUAGGCCACCGGGCAAAAGGGAGCGGGGACUCGUUAGGGAGCGCAGGACAGAGCCCCAGCAGCCCCCUGUCCCAGUCCUCCCCCUCCUCCUCCCUACUCUCCCCCUCGUUCUCACCCGGGAGCUCAUUCCCAAACCCGGUGAUGGACUCUAGACCCGGUCCCGGUCCCAACAGAGCUGCCCACCAACAGCAGGAACCCCAAAUCCCCAAAGCCUCAGCUCCUGCCCCAGAGCGGGCCUCAAGGCCCGAGAAGACCCUCCCACUGAGCCCGCCACCCACCGGAGGAUCCACUUCACAUCUGGAACACAAACGGGACGAGAGGGUGAAACCCUGGAGCCCCCCGGGAAACCGAACGGAAGAUUCUGGACAUUCAACCCACAAGCCACACGCAGGAAAACAAGAUGGAGAUGCAGCUCUUCCUGUGGUGUCCAACCCAAUGUGGGGUAACACUGCACCAGGCCCCCCCACGGGAGGCCCCCCCCAAUUGGGGCCCCCCCCCCGGGGCCAGCAGACACACAGAGACACCCGGGCGCCGGGGGGGGGCGAGCUGCCCCCGCGGACCGCCGUGAGGCGGGCCAUGUCCGACUGCUCGCACCUGUCCGUUCCCAUGGUGAUGGCCGGGGUCUACCCCUCCAGCAUGGGGGGGUCACAGGCCCUGCCCAACUUCACCCUGGCGGGGGGGCCCUGCCCCCCCCCGGGCCGUGCGCCGCUCGCUCACCGUCAGCGACGGGUCGGAGGCCGCCGUCGCCAUGGCAACCGUCGCCUCCUCCCCUCGGCUGAUGUCCCCCGUGCUGCCUCUUCUCAAAAAUAUAACAAUCUAUUUUCUCUCGCAGUGAAAUCUGACAACAAGGACAAGCAGGAGAAGAUAGACAUAAUCUCCAGCAAAAUGGACAAGACUGACACCUUCGGCAAGAAGGAGGAGCCCCAGAAAAAGGACAUAAGCCCCGACAAGAACCAGAAGUCUGAGAAGAUCCUGAAAAACGAAGACCAGAUGGAGAAGCUCAACGCAGAGAGGAACGACAAGGAAAAGGUGGACAAGCCUGAGAAGACCAACAAAGACGACAAGAAGGAGGAGGAAAAGAAACCUGCCGAGAUCAAGGAGAAAAAGGAGGAGAAGAAAGAGGAGAAGAAGGAGGAGAAGGCAGGGAAAGGCUCGGCUAAAUCUCCCACAGGCAACGGCAGCAAGGCUGUGCCCGCCACAGACAAUAAGAGCAAGGUGAGUCUGCCCCCCCCCCAUAGCUGA
This is a messenger RNA of Menidia menidia (Atlantic silverside), 1611 nucleotides long. The record is from the annotation of a GenBank genome assembly. NCBI's taxonomy places the organism in Eukaryota, Metazoa, Chordata, Actinopteri, Atheriniformes, Atherinopsidae.